CAGCCCCCUCCCCACUUCCCGUCCGGCUCGGCCGUUAGCUUCCCCGGACGCGGGCCUCGGGUGCCCAGAGCCCUCUGGCCGCAGCGGAGCUGGAGAAGGCGGAGGCGGAUCGGGAGGAGCCGGCGGGGCGCAUGCUGGGCGGGGGUCCCCAGGGCGCCCCGGCCGGUGGCGGCAGGGGCCACGGCGCAGGCAGCCAAGAUUGCUCACCACCUGCAGCGUCUUUUCGGAGGAGGCGGCUGGCACGGAGGCCGGGCUACAUGAGAAGCGCAGCUGGGCCCAGGAUCGGGUUCCUCUCCCCGCCAGUGGGCGCUCCGUUCCGGGCCCAGGGAGGGGCGUGUGGCAAGGAGUCUCACCACCUUGAGUCCAGGGCCGGCCCGUGUGGCCUUGACCCUGGAGGCCAGUGGCGAGGUCGCUCAGUUGGGAGCCUCAUUCCCAGGAGCACGGCCACCUCGGCUCUGACCGUGGGGCACCGAGGACUGGCUCUGACGGCUGUGAGAGGAAGCCCAGGGCUCCUUGGGGCUCAGCCCCGAGCUGGCACUGCCCUGCCCAAUAGGCUCAGCAGGCUGUGUGGCCCCAGGGCCACUGGCUGUCAAGGGGAGCUGCCGUCCAUGGACACUCGCGAGGCCCUGAGUCCUUGCCGGGAAGCCGGGAACAAAGGCUGUCCAUCCCCGGAGGACACGAGCGACACCAGCUGCAGCCUCGGAAGUGGCCCCCAGGCUCCCGCCGUCCCUGCCAGCUCUCAGGACGUCUUUACCUCCAGUUUUAGUUUCAUUCGCCUCUCCUUGGGCUCUGCUGGGGAACGGGGAGAAGCAGAAGGCUGCCCACCCUCCAGAGAGGCUGAGGGCCCUCAUCAGAGCCUGGAGGAGAUGGAGGCCAAGGCUGCCAGCUCGGGUGGGCCCCACGAUCACCCUCGGCUGCUCUCUCUCCCCUUCACUCUCAAGGCUUCUCAGGGCCUGGCAGACGCUGCCCAGACCUCGGGGGGCAGCCCUGGGCUGGAAUGCCAGACUCUUCCAUUGUUGGACACGGAUGCUGCCUCCUCCUGCUCCCUGGAUCCCUUGUGGGGAUCCACAGCCAGCAGCUCUGCGGAGGCUCAGCGGUGGGACCCCCUGCUCAGCAGGUGUCAGCCUGCGCUGCUGCACUGCCUGCAGGGCCAGCGGAGGCGGCUGGAGGUAAAAUCCUUAAGAUUAAAGCUUCAGAAACUUCAAGAUAAAGCGAUUGAAGAAGAUGAUUAUGAUAAGGCCGAGAUGAUCCAACAAAGAUUAGAAGCCCUGGAGAAGGAGAGAAGCAGCCUGCACUUUCAGCUUCCUUCUCAACAGCCCACCCUCAGCGGCCUCCUGGGCCACCUGGGGGCCCAGGCCCAGGCUUCCCUGCUCUGGGCAGCUCAGAGAGCUGGCGGUGACGACCCCCAAGCCCGGCUGAGAAUAGAUCCAAAGACGUUGGAAGCCGCUGCUCAGGACAGUUUGCGAGUGUCCGUCACCAGGCGAGACUGGCUUCUCCGAGAAAAGCAGCAGCUACAGAAAGAAAUUGAGACCCUCCAAGCCAGGAUGUCUGUUCUGGAAGCAAAAGAUCAGCAGCUGAGACGGGAGAUAGAGGAGCAGGAGCGGCUUCUCCCGUGGCAGGGCUGCGACCUUGUGGGAGGAUUGUCCCUGGGCGAGCUGCAGGAGGUCACCAAGACCUUGCAGGACACCCUGGCCUUGGCCGAGCAGAUUCCCCUCCGUGCAGAGCCACCUGAAACCAUCCGGAGCCUCCAGGAAAGGAUAAAGUCCCUCAGCUUGUCACUUAGAGAAAUCACUGCUAAGGUGUGUAUGAGUGAAAGACUCUGCAGUGCCCUGAGAAAGAAGGUUAACGAUAUUGAAACCCAACUGCCAGCACUGUUUGAAGCCAAAAUGCUUGCCAUCUCAGGAAACCAUUUCUGUACAGCCAAGGAGCUCACAGAGGAGAUCAGAUCAUUAACACUGGAGAGGGAAGGGCUGGAGGGACUUCUUCACAAACUGUUGGUACUGAGUUCCAGGAACGUCCAAAAGCUGGGAAGUGUGAAAGAAGAUUACAGCAGACUCAGGCAAGAACUGGACCAGGGGAGAGCUGCCUAUGAGAUUGAGGAACAGUGGGGGACUGAAUACCAAACUCCAGGUCUGCCCUAAGAAGGCCACCCAACACUGAGAUCCCCCAAUGUCUGGAAUCCUGAGAAUUUGUAGUAACCUUUGGAGGUGAAGUAAUUUCCCCAGUGGAUUAUACAAGAAUCCUCUGAACUUCAAGUUAUGAAAUUCCUAGAGUUUCUCUAGUGUGAUUUUUUCCAAUUUUUAAUUUAUUUCACAGAAUAUCAUAAGGAUAAAAAACAUUUAAAAAAUUGAAUGAAAAAUGUCCACCACAUAGCUUCCAUAGCAGAGCCAGAGUCCCUGGGUGCAUUUUUGGUGUUCCCACCCCGCCUUCCCACCGCUGCCAAUGCCCAGAGUACAUGCAGACCUUUUACACACUUGUACUGAGAGAGUGGGCACCAUCAUACCUUUAUAGCCUUAUGUGGCAAAAAUGAGAGCAUUACAUCACUCAAUCCUCAUUGCUAUACAUUCAGAAAAAUGUAUCAUCCCAUUCUACUGAUGCUGAAACUGAGGCUUAGUGAGCUAAGAGGGCUGUAGAUGGAUGUGGAGAGCUGGAACAUGGCUUACAUCUGUGUGGCUCCAGAGUCAGAAUCAGCACAGAAUUAGAUUUCCUUGUAACACAGAGUUCUAGGUUAGUUUCUAGAACCUUAAUAACAUUCCAAGAAUCAGUAUACCAUGACCUACUUAACUUUCUCCUUGUUUUGAUGUUUAUAACAAUCAUUUUAUAAAUUUCUUUCUGAAGAUAAAGUGAGAUUGGGAUUUCUGGGCCAAAGAGCGCAAUCAUUUUGUGACUUGAUACAUCCUGCAAAGACUUUCAAAAGGAUUACACCCGUUUAGUUGAUACUCCCAUCCAUCCUUCCUACACUAAGUGUUAUUUCUUAAGAAAUUAUGUAGUAUAAUAACAAUAAAAAAUUGUAUUUAAUUCAGACUUUAUUUUGGCAUGUAUUAGACUAAUAAUGAAGUUGAACUUGCUUUUUUGGUGCCUUUAUACUUUUUUCUAUUGUGUAUUGUUCAUAUCUGUUGUUUAUUUUUGGAGAAGGGGCAGGAGGAAAUUUGAUGGUUUCCUUAUCUUUAUAUAAUGUGGUUAUUAUCAUUUUUCCUGCUUGUAUACUUUGUGUAUGUGUGUGAAGUUAACCCAUUAUCAUGAUUAAUAAUGGAACGAAAAGAGAAAUUUUUUAUAGCAGUGAUAACAUGUUGAAGUAGCAGUUUAGAGUGAAUUUUGAAACUUCUUAAGGCUUAGGGUGCAAUAGAUUUAACAAACAACAUAGGUUUUCUUGGGAAAAUGAAUUCUGUUUCCACUCCAUGCAUUAAUAUUCACUGGGCCUGGUCUUUAAAGCUAAUGCAAUAUCAAGGGAACAGCUGUAACUGGGACCAUAAUAAACCAAUCUCAUUUUUAUAAUAAAUCUGUGGAAGGCAUCCUUUUUACGUUUUCACGGCCAUUAAAAUAAAGAAGCUGAGAGAAAUGUGCAGUUUCAUAUCCAUUGCUUUACUUUUUCUGUAUCAUGCAUCUCACAUUGAGUACUUCACCAUAUUUGGCCUUUUACAAAAAUUUGCUGUUUUCUUAAAUGGAUCCAUUAGAAAAACAGCUCCUGCCAAUAGGACUUUUUUUCUUGCCAAGCAUGCUGUUAUUUCAGGGACUAUAGGAGAGUGUCUGUUGGCGCCUGGGGCUGCUGAGGCUGCAGCUGUGGGAGUCAUAGGACUUGGUGAUGGAUGGUGGCCGGGUGGGAAGAGGGCUGCACGGGAUGACCUUGUAGACUGUCUCCAGCUUUUCGUGGAGAGGAGCUGGGUCUGUAACAGCUCCUGCUCCUCUCUCCACAGAUAAUACCAGUGCAGGGCAUUAAGUCAAAGGUCCUUUUCCAUGGACCACGUGGCAUCACUGUAAAUUGCUAUGACGGGUUUACGAAGGCACCGCCUUGCUGGUUGCCACCGUUGGGUAUCAGAUUCCCCACCACCCCAACCACAUCUUCCUAUGGUUUUUGCUGUGGGUUUCUUUCCUCCAUCUUUCAGAUAUUCCCACACCCUCAUCCACCCAAGUGCACACUCCCUGUCUCUCUUCUGGGUAUCACCCGGACAAUCCUUUGACCUGCUAAAUUUCCCGUGGUCUCCGCAUGCUCUGGAUACCUUAUAUGAUGCACUCCCACACCUCUCCAGGACCAGCUCCUCUGAGGUCUCUGUGAGGAUGCCCUCCAGCAGCAGAACCCACCGACUUACCUCUCUGUAUACUCUGUGUCCUCCUUGACCUUGUAUUUCUAUCCCUUGACUUUUUCUUCUGGCCCUGCCUGGAGCUUGGCUUGAUACUCGGAAAGGGAUCAUUGUCCCCACCCACCUCCAAUGUUCCAUGAUUAUUCAUUCCAUUUUGCCAUGUUUAAUGGAAUAUUUAACAGCAUCUAUGAAGAAGGUUGAAGACUAUAAAUAAACGCUCUCUUUGGUAUUGAAAGGGUUUUAUACAAUAUAAAAUUUAGAGCACAUUUUCCUCAGGAGCCCUGACAUUAAUAUUCAUCAUGAGCCCCAAAGAAGAAGCUAUUAUAUUUUAGCAUAAUGAAGUUUACCAUAUGUUUCAAAGUCACUUGCAAUUGUGCUUCUCAUCAUGACAAUUAGAAAGGUCAUCUUGUCUUGCCAGGCUGUGUUAGAUACAUCACCCAGCUCAUGGCUGUCAGUGUGUGCACAUACAUACGGGGAAGAUAAGAUGCUUCUUAUAAAAAAGCAUUGCUGUUUUCAUCUAAUUGCAAACACUAAACAUGCCUGUUGUUUGGCCUCAGAUGAUAUGUGGACACAGAGAUGGAAACAUCUAAAGCAAAUCCCCUUUUGUGCUCUCUGUGACUAAAGUAUAUGAGGUUAAUUUUCCUUCCUUGAAGCAUGAUGGUGAUGAGGCCUCUCAAACCUUGGGUAGACAAAUUUGACAGCAAGACAAUAGUUUGUUUCUUAAAAAUGGACUUUUUUGCCUUUCUUAACAGUAUGGCAACAAUAUUAUAUUUAAUUCUCCAUGUAUGAACUUGGAUGACAGGAUGAGGAGAAGGAGAGAGGUGGUGAUGAGGCUUCUUAUGGAGCUUGUGGAGGAACAAACAUACAUUAGAAUUAAAGCAGGUAAUUCUUAGGAACCUGAGAAUGCAAUUGGAGGAAUUGGUCACAGGAGCUGAUGCUGGAAAAAUGGUCCUUCACCAUUGUCUACUAAUAUUAUUGCUGUUGAUUUAGCUGAGGCUUGGCCUAAGGUCAUAUCCCUUCCAGACAGCAGAGCCUGGCACGAGCCAAGUCUGUUUCCCUCGUCAGGCCCACGGGAUUGAGUCAAUUCCUAGGCAGGUUGAUAAGAAGUCCAGGGAUCUAAAAGGAGAGAGGGGUCUGGAAUUCUCAAGGAGGAGGAAAGGCCAAACUUUUUUUUUCCCCUCUACAUUCCUUAGUCUUAGUCACAUAAAACGUUUUUAUCUUUAAGUCUUGAACUAAUGGUUACACAACAAACAACUCAGUUCAAACUCUGUACUAAGGAGUAUAUAACAACAAUGUAUCCUGCUUGAGGACAGUUUCUCCUUCCUGAAAACCUUCUGGCUAAUCCUGUCAUCUUAAAA
Bubalus bubalis (water buffalo) is the source of this 5656-nucleotide messenger RNA. It is a transcript of the gene DISC1, whose product is annotated as DISC1 scaffold protein. Bases 132 to 2141 code for a protein of 669 amino acids. Lineage: Eukaryota; Metazoa; Chordata; Mammalia; Artiodactyla; Bovidae. Gene Ontology annotation, biological process: neuron migration; cilium assembly. Gene Ontology annotation, cellular component: intermediate filament cytoskeleton; microtubule; centrosome. The record is from RefSeq and is a predicted model, not a curated record. The transcript has 10 exons.